Messenger RNA from Penaeus vannamei (Pacific white shrimp), 2187 nucleotides. RefSeq names its product WD repeat-containing protein 1 l(2)09851. Gene Ontology annotation, biological process: ribosome biogenesis. Gene Ontology annotation, cellular component: nucleolus. Lineage: Eukaryota; Metazoa; Arthropoda; Malacostraca; Decapoda; Penaeidae. Gene Ontology annotation, molecular function: protein binding. The record is from RefSeq and is a predicted model, not a curated record.
UCCUCGUGUUGUAGUCGAGAGGGAGAAGCACGUUGGCUCUCAGAGAUCUCGGAGAAGACCCUGAAAAAUCUCAGCCACGAUGAGUGACAACGAGGACAACGAUGAGAUGAUGAUGGAGGAGUUUGAGCCUGAUCAGGACGAGAUGGAGGAAGAAAAUCAGAACGUUCACAAGCAAGAAGGAGAGAAAUACGAGUGUGAUCUUUCGGCAUACACCCUCUUUCACGAGGGAAGUACAGGGGCACCUUGUCUCAGCUUUGACAUCCUACGAGACAAGCUAGGAGAUAAUCGCGACUGUGAAACACCUGUGUCAUGUUAUUUUGUUGCUGGAACACAAGCAGCGCGCACUCAUGUGAACAACAUUAUCGUCAUGAAGAUGGGCAACCUGAAGAAAAUAAGUGAAGGAGAUGAGGAUGAGGAUGAUGAGGAUGAAGAGGAGGAUGAAGAUGGAGACCCAGUCAUUUCUUCAGCCAUGGUGAAACAUAAUGGCUGUGUCAACAGAAUAAGGUCAACAGUGAUCAACAAUGUCAGCAUUGCUGCUUCCUGGUCUGAACUUGGUGUUGUUCACCUUUGGGACCUGAGUCAAAUGUUGGGGGCUGUUGAUGAAAAUAGCCAGCAACAUGUCCUGGAAGAGGCACCAAUCUUUUCCUUCAGAGGACACCGUACUGAAGGUUUUGCUGUGGAUUGGGCACCAUCUAUGCCAGGGACUCUUGCAACAGGUGACUGUGACAGAAAUAUCCAUAUUUGGAAACCAGCAGAAGGAGCAUCUUGGUCGGUGGAUUCGCGUCCAUACACUGCCCACCAAGCAUCAGUAGAGGACAUUCAGUGGUCUCCAAAUGAACCACAUGUGUUUGCCUCUUGUUCUGUAGACAGAAGUAUCAGAAUAUGGGACUGCAGAGCAAACCCAAGCAAAGCUUGUAUGAUUUCAGUGGCAAAUGCACAUGAAAGUGAUGUCAAUGUUAUUCACUGGAACAGAAAUGAACCUUUCAUAGUGUCUGGAGGAGAUGAUGGCAAAGUUCAAGUAUGGGAUCUAAGACAAAUACAGAACUCCAGUCCUGUGGCAGUUUUGAAACACCAUGAAGCUCCAGUGACAACAGUGGAGUGGCAUCCAUCUGAUGCCUCAGUCCUGGCCACAGGAGGAGAAGACCACCAGAUCUUGCAGUGGGACCUGGCUGUAGAGCGAGACACCGAUGAACAAAAUCAGGAUGAAGAGUCGGAUGUUCCAGAACAGCUCCUCUUCAUUCACAGAGGACAACAUGAAGUGAAAGAGCUACAUUGGCAUCCACAGGUUCCUGGCUUAAUAAUAUCCACAGCUCAUUCAGGAUUCAAUAUAUUCAAGACUAUUAGUUGCUAAUUAACUGGUCAUAUGUGAGGAUUAUUAAUGUGUGUAAACUGUAAUGAGCGCAAAGGAAUUUACUGAGCUAUUUAGAACUGUGUGUCAUGUCAUAUCUGCCAGUUCAGCAAGUUCUUCAAAGUUGUGUGAGAAAACAUUCUAAGUAGAUACCAGAAAUAUGUUGUAAAUAAUGCUCUCUCAUAGGGGGAUUAGUGUUUACUCUUCGUGGCAGUGCAUUAUUAAUUGUGUGGAACAUAAAACAUAAGGCAACAGGUAUUAAUGAAUAAGGCAUAAGUUCAAAAGUUUGUCUAUUCAUUGCGUACUGAGUUACAUUCUCCAGAGAAAUAGUGAUGUAUCUGCAUGCUUUGAAAGGACUUGAAUUGUAUAUUAAGAAGAGACUGUUAGGGAGAUCUGAAACAUGCUAUUUAAAUAAUAUUUAGCUAUUUAAAAUGAAGACUUAAAAAGAAUGUUACAAAAAUAUUUAUACUUGUCUGUAAUAUUUUCAUACAGAUACAGAAAAGAUAUAUCAGUAUUGUAAAAUUGAUACUUUCAUACAGAUAAAUUAAAGAUAAAAAAGUAUUGUAACAUCAAUCAUUUUUCUCUUGAAGGUAGAUGUGUGCUGUCAUCUAUUGUCAUGUUUAAACAGUUUUUGGAAACAGUGACGUUUGACUGUGUUUAUUUGUUGAAAAUUCUUUAUAUGUUAAGGAUGUUGAUUGUCUAUACAUUGCUAAUAAACACACUUAUAUGUUAUUUACAACAGAAUUGUAUUGUUUUAGUAUACUUUGCUAUACUACUGUAUAGGCUGUGUUAAGCCAAAAAUCAUUCUUUAUUUUUUUCCAAUUAUAUAUAUAAAAGAC